CUUAUUCUUUCGUCUCUGUAAAAUUAGGGUUUUUGCCUCUCACGCUUAUCGCCGCAUCUCCGUCAACCUUCAUCUACAGAAUGGAUUCUCAGAUCAAGCACGCUGUGGUGGUUAAGGUCAUGGGUAGGACUGGUUCAAGGGGUCAGGUUACUCAGGUUCGAGUGAAGUUUACCGACUCUGAUCGUUACAUCAUGAGGAAUGUUAAAGGACCAGUGAGGGAAGGUGAUAUCCUCACCUUGCUCGAGUCUGAGAGAGAAGCUAGGAGACUUCGUUGAUCUUCUUCUUCAUACUCCAAAAUGCGGAAACAAGAAAACAUUUGGUUAUUUCUCUUUUGCUUUCUUUGAUUGGAUUAGUGGAUUAUGCAUUUGGAGUCUUAAUUUUGUUGUUGCUUUAAGACAAUUGCUGCUGGAUUUAUAAGUUGUUUGGUAUUCAAAAUCUCUUCAUCCCUUUUUUAUAUUGUUCAUCAAGAAUUUGCUCUAUUCUCCAUCUUGUUCUACCUGAAUCAUGUGUUUUGGGUUAUGUUUAUAACUUGGGUAAGCAGUGGUGUGGUCUUGCCAUCGCCACAGAUCUUGGAUUCGUAGAAGAAUGGUUAUAUUGGUUUGGUUUUUCCAAUUGAAAAUCGAAGCUUUAAUCGAGUCCAAAAUGUCUCUGAAAUGUAUCAACCAAAACUGAUAUAGGAAGCUACAAGGCUAAGAUAAAAUUUGAAAGCAAAUAUGUUUCUACCCUAAUGUUUGAAAUCUCUGCUUCAAAUUAAAGUAGUACUCCAACCAGAGCAGCUAAUACCUCAUCAGAAUCACUUUCUUCUACCCUGGUCCGUUCUGAGUCCAACCUUGAUUUCAUCCGUGGUGGUAAGAGUCUUAAGACUGUAGCGAGUGUAGACUUUAGUUUAUUGAUAACAUCCCUACUUUGUCACCAUAGUGACCAGGCUUC
Arabidopsis thaliana (thale cress) is the source of this 930-nucleotide messenger RNA. RefSeq names its product Nucleic acid-binding, OB-fold-like protein. The record is from RefSeq and is marked reviewed. Bases 81 to 275 code for a protein of 64 amino acids. Gene Ontology annotation, molecular function: structural constituent of ribosome. Gene Ontology annotation, cellular component: ribosome. The transcript is spliced from 2 exons. Lineage: Eukaryota; Viridiplantae; Streptophyta; Magnoliopsida; Brassicales; Brassicaceae. Gene Ontology annotation, biological process: translation.